AUGCCGGCCCAAAAGACCUUGUUUGCUUUCAUCUUGGUUGUCUCGGCGCUGGCCGGACUGGCAUCCUCUUCCCCUGUUCCUACGAGCGCCACCGGCACGACGGCCGCUUCGUUUGAGAACAAUCUUGGAGCGACAGGAGCUGUUUUAAAAAGGAGGUUGAAUUGGAGCUGCAAUAAUCGGAAUGUACUAUGCGAAGGCGGCGGGCACCCUCCAAAAAAGCGAAGUGAAAACAAUGGUUCUGUCGAGGAAACCUCCAAGGCGUGA
Molecule: messenger RNA, 264 nt
Organism: Puccinia triticina
Lineage: Eukaryota; Fungi; Basidiomycota; Pucciniomycetes; Pucciniales; Pucciniaceae
Exons: 3
Coding region: 1-264 (87 amino acids)
Source: RefSeq, a predicted model, not a curated record